CUUGACGUUGUAAUGGAAAAGGGGGAUUUACAAAAUUGCAGCCAUUCUUUCUUUUAACAAUCCAACUUAAGUCAAUCUUAAUCCAGAUAAGCUCUGUUGUAGUUUGUCUGGUCAAUUCUCGGCCUGAACUUUUAAACGAAGGAGAUUUAGAAGAAAAAAUUCUAUAUUUUACUUGGAUUAGUUUGUUUCUUCAAAUGGCCACUUAAAAUCUCUUUUGUUCAAAAACACAUCCAGCUGCGAUAUUUGAAUGAGAAGAAUCAAAGUGACAGAUUACUUUGAGCGACCCUUUUCCCUAAUUCGGGUCAAAAUUCAAAUUUAUUAAUUUUUACCCUGAACUACUGAUCUAAAUGAUGUUCUAAAUCAGUGGAAACAAAGAGAUUUACGUCUUCAUUUUUACCCCUUUUUUGUUAUUAUAUUUCCGUUUAUAGUAAUUUACUUCCGUUGAAUGAAAUGAUGCGGAAAUUCAAUAUGAAUAAGGCGUGAACAAAUGGACGAAUAAUCACAAAACAUUUGUUGAUGGAAACCGCCUUGAUGACAUUAACCCUUGAUGAAAGUUAAAUUACCUGUCUUACCGAUAUUGCCUAAAAAACUAUCACCAAAAUUAAUUAUUGGUUAAACUUAUUGCUAUAUCCGAACUACGCUUAUCCAGCACUUAUUUUCCUCAAAUUGAGCCCGAAAUCUCAAAUGGGGGAUGCGAAAGAAAACAAGUGAAGAAAAUGUUUUUGACGAGUAUCAUUUUGCCUCUUUUCCUGAUCAGAAGUCGGCUUUCACUGGAGGUGUCGGCUGUCAUUGCAAUUCUCCUCCUGCUCUGUUCCGAAGUUGUUACAUCAGUCAAAACUGAGAAAAAAACUGAUGCCUGGCACGUAGAUCGUCCCAAACGAAAUGACUUCACUUGCAAACUGUGUUCUAUGAGGACAACCAACCCCUGUUUCAUGAACGACGAACUGUCUCUAGACGCCAGAUGCACUGGCAAAGAGAAAUUUUGUCUGACUCUGGUGAGCGAAGACGCCAGUGGAUCCUAUGUACUGUUCAAAGGCUGCGACAGACUCAAUAACUGUUCCAACCCAGGAGUCACGUGGUACAACAAGACAGUGCAGAAGAUAUGUUGCCAGAACAGCAGUCCAGACACGCCAUGUAACCUCCGCAACACACUGCCCAGAAAAGCGUCCACAGUUCCAAACUUAACAACCAGUAGAUUGUAUCAAAAGUCUGCAUUCAGUUUAGCUGUAGCUUUUAGUUUACAAAGAUUGUUUGUUUUAAGAUAAUAUGAUUUGCAAAUGCG
Symsagittifera roscoffensis is the source of this 1282-nucleotide messenger RNA. RefSeq lists its product as uncharacterized. The transcript has 6 exons. The record is from RefSeq and is a predicted model, not a curated record. Lineage: Eukaryota; Metazoa; Xenacoelomorpha; Acoela; Convolutidae. Bases 717 to 1265 code for a protein of 182 amino acids.